AUGUCGACUGGACUCUCUCAACAAGAUGCAAAUGAUGGUGCAUCGCUAGCUUCGCAUCAGCUGAAACCUCCUGCUUCAGUGCAGGUGAAGAACCGUCGCAAACGCUAUCUUGACCAGCAUCCAGAGUACUUUUCUGCUGACCUUGAAAUGGCCGAUCCGUUACUUUACGACCGUCUCAUCAGACGCUUCCAGACCCCCGCAGAACGAGAGGCAGAGGGUCGCACCAAGGGCUUUUCUGGCAUACUACAAGCCGACAUUCAGCGAUCAGAAGCUAAACUAGAUGCGCUCGCUCACCCCAAUCCGAAUGCAAUGCUAAGUUAUAGACGAGGAUCCAACGGCGAGAUCGUGGCGGAAGAUAAAGACGACAUACCCGCCAACAAGGAAGAAGGCAUGCAACGUUGGAAAUGGGAAAUGGAAAUGCGAUUUCUCAAAGGCGCCGACUAUGAUUUCGACUAUAAGACAGUGGACGAAAACGACGAGUAUGAUGACUGGAAUGAGGAGCAAGAACGCUACUUUGACGAGGAGGAACCUGAGUGGAUUUUCGACAAAGGACAGGAAGGAGACGUUCAGAAAGAUAAGUUGAUAGGGGAGACUGGUAUACAAGAUUUUUAA
Messenger RNA from Talaromyces stipitatus ATCC 10500, 612 nucleotides. RefSeq lists its product as uncharacterized. Lineage: Eukaryota; Fungi; Ascomycota; Eurotiomycetes; Eurotiales; Trichocomaceae. The coding region runs from base 1 to 612 and encodes 203 amino acids. The record is from RefSeq and is a predicted model, not a curated record. The transcript has 2 exons.